This is a messenger RNA of Amphiprion ocellaris (clown anemonefish), 765 nucleotides long. RefSeq names its product guanine nucleotide-binding protein G(I)/G(S)/G(O) subunit gamma-13-like. Gene Ontology annotation, cellular component: heterotrimeric G-protein complex. Gene Ontology annotation, molecular function: G-protein beta-subunit binding. The coding region runs from base 230 to 433 and encodes 67 amino acids. Gene Ontology annotation, biological process: sensory perception of taste; phospholipase C-activating G protein-coupled receptor signaling pathway. The record is from RefSeq and is a predicted model, not a curated record. Lineage: Eukaryota; Metazoa; Chordata; Actinopteri; Pomacentridae. The transcript has 3 exons.
CUGCGCAUCCAGUCGCAUCCGGAGCGCAGCGCAGGGGAGUUGCCUCUGCGCCGCCGACAGCCGACACACGCAGCCUCCUCCCCCACUGACGCCGCACUGCUCUGCCGGGAGAAACGACACCGACUCUCCGCUUCCAACGGAUUUUUUUUUUUUUUUUAAAAAAAAGAAAGCCUCUCUAUCCGCCGGGGUGCUCAUCGAACCGACCAGCUCGUCCUGACGCAGUAGCAUCAUGGAGGAGUUAGACGUCCCACAGAUGAGGAGAGAAGUGGAGAGCCUUCAGUAUCAGCUGGCAAUCAACAGAGAGAAAUCCUCCAUCACUGUUACCGAGCUGGUGAAGUGGAUCGAGGGUUGCGUUUGUGAAGAUCCAUUUCUGAACCCCGAGCUGAUGAGAGCUAACCCCUGGGUGGAGAAGGGCAAGUGUGUGAUCCUCUAAUGAUCACACACAUGCACACACACACGGAUACACACACAAUCACGGAUGCAUCCAAACUAAAGAAUCAUGCACUCCUAAACGGUCACACUGCACUAUGUCAUACUCUCUCUCUCACACACUUUAUUGCUAUGAUCAUGUUUGUUAUUUAUUGAUUUGGAGACUCCUGAAUGCUGUUACUUUACGUGGAGACAAGUGUGUGUGUGUGUGAGUUGUACAGCACCGAGUAGCUUUCUAGAGGUUUGUUUUGACGGACUGCCGAACAAAUGUUCAACGACACCCUUUUUAUUGGCUCUUUACACUGUCAAUCCAAAUAAAGACUGUUUUGAAUUUAA